Argentina anserina (silverweed cinquefoil) is the source of this 1732-nucleotide messenger RNA. Its product is annotated as UDP-glycosyltransferase 71K3. Gene Ontology annotation, molecular function: UDP-glycosyltransferase activity. NCBI's taxonomy places the organism in Eukaryota, Viridiplantae, Streptophyta, Magnoliopsida, Rosales, Rosaceae. The record is from RefSeq and is a predicted model, not a curated record. The transcript has a single exon. The coding region runs from base 172 to 1608 and encodes 478 amino acids.
AGAGUUUUACUGUAGUUUCUCUACCCAAAAAAGGGGUUCAGUUUGAAUUAUUUUUUCUCUAACUUAUUCUAUGCUGGAAUGCUAAGCAAGAAAUGUUUUUCUAUAUAUGUGUGACAGAUCCGCAGAGGUAGUAGAUAGAGCAAAAAAGCAAAGUGAAAGGGAUCAGUUGAGAUGAAGAAAGCAGAGCUAGUGUUCAUCCCUGCACCAGGGGCAGGGCACCUUGUAUCAGCCUUGCAAUUCGGAAAGCGUCUGCUUCGCCGAGAUGAUCGAAUUUCUAUUACAGUUCUUGCCAUCAAAUCAGCAGCCCCUUCAUCUUUAGGUUCAUACACAGAAGCCCUUGUUGCUUCAGAUUCCAGGCUCCAACUCAUUGAUGUCCCUCAAGCUGAGCUGCCUCCAUUAGAGUUUGCAAAGUCUCCAGCUAAAUUUUUCAUUUUGAACAUUGAGAAUCAUGUUGCUAAUGUCAGAGAGGCCCUCACUAACUAUGUUUCUUCGAGGUCAAACUCGGUUCCAAUCGUUGGAGUGGUUCUUGAUUUCUUUUGUGUCUCCAUGAUUGAUGUGGUCAAUGAGUUCAGCCUUCCUUCUUAUCUUUUCAUGACAAGCAAUGCAGGGUAUCUUUCUUUUAUGUUCCACUUUCCGGCACAGGAUAGCCGGACCGGUAGGCCGCCUAAAGACGCAGAUCCUGAUUGGUUAAUUCCAGGUAUUAUCCCCCCAGUUCCUACUAAAGUUUUGCCUGUGUCUCUGACUGAUGGUAGCUACUAUAAUUAUCUUGGGGUUGCUUCGAGAUUUAGAGAUUUCAAAGGUAUUAUAGAAAAUACAUGUGUUGAGCUAGAGACGCAUGCUUUCAACUCAUAUUCAAAAGAUCAAACUACGCCACCGGUGUACCCAGUUGGGCCGGUGCUUGAUCUCAACGAUGGUCAGGCAAGGUCUAAUUUAAACCAGGAGCAGCGUGACAGGAUCAUGAACUGGCUUGAUGAUCAGCCUGAAGAAUCUGUUGUGUUUUUAUGCUUUGGAAGCAUGGGGAGCUUUACAGAAGAACAAGUGAGGGAGAUAGCUCAGGGGCUUGAGCAGAGUGGCCAGAGGUUCUUGUGGUCUUUGCGUUUGACACCACCUAAAGAUAGCAAAACUUUGACUCCUAUUGACUGCUCGAACCUUGAGGAAGUCAUGCCGGAUGGAUUCUUGGAGAGGACUAGAGGAAGGGGACUGAUAUGCGGGUGGGCACCGCAGGUGGAAGUCUUGUCGCACAAGGCAACCGGCAGCUUUGUGUCGCAUUGCGGGUGGAACUCGCUCUUGGAGAGCUUGUGGCAUGGCGUGCCUGUUGUGACAUGGCCUAUGUAUGCCGAGCAACAGCUGAAUGCGUUUCGAAUGGUGAAGGAGUUGGGGUUGGGGUUGGAGAUGAGGUUGGACUACAGGAGGGGUAGUGGUGAGGUUGUGAAGGCAGAUGAGAUAGGAAGGGCAGUGGCUAGUGUAAUGGAGAACCGUGAGCUGAGGAAGAAAGUGAAAGAAAUGGGGGUGGUGAGCCGGAAAGCUGUCGAGGAUGGAGGGUCUUCCUCUGUUUCACUUGGACAGUUUAUUGAAGAUGUGAUGAAGAAUCAUUUUGGUUCUGAUUAAGGCUGUUUGCUAGGUUUGAAAAACUGACACCAUGUACAAUAUUUGCCUUUCUCAUCCAUGUUAUGAUCUUGUUUAGAAAACUUAGUUCGAUUUUAGUUGCAAAAUAAGGUUCCUUGAAACUUGA